Messenger RNA from Zymoseptoria tritici IPO323, 607 nucleotides. RefSeq lists its product as uncharacterized. The transcript is spliced from 3 exons. Bases 34 to 468 code for a protein of 144 amino acids. The record is from RefSeq and is a predicted model, not a curated record. Lineage: Eukaryota; Fungi; Ascomycota; Dothideomycetes; Mycosphaerellales; Mycosphaerellaceae.
CAACAACACUCUCCUCUCACCAACACCGCCAACAUGUCCAUGCUCGCACGCCGAACCGCUUUCCGCGCCCUCCGCACUCCCGUCGCCCGUCCAGCUCUCCGCCGCACCUACGCCGACUCCACCGCCGAGGCCGCGGGCGAGAAGAAAGAUGUGCUCUCCAAAGGCGCGAAGAGGGAUCCCGAGCUCUACAUUCUCCUCACAAUCAUGACCGGCGCCUUCACCCUCGCAGGCUGGCACUUCAGCCGCAACCCCACGUCCUCCUCGUCCGAGAACAAAGUCGCCCAGGUCGAGCACUCGGAGCCCUGGAAGACCGGUUCCGACGCCCGAUACCAGUACCACCCCGGUGGAGACCCCAGCCGCGGCAAGAGGGAUGCGCCGAGCGCGUUGAAUGAGGUUAUUAUUCCGAAUGUGAAUUUGCCAAAGGAGCUUCACGAGAAGUACAACAAGUGGGGCAAGGAGGGCUUCUAGAUGCCUCAGAUGUAAUGAGAACGUGGAGUCUGUGUAUACAAUGGGAGGUGGAAGGCGUCGAGAGAGCGAGAGAACAGAAUAGGAUGUGCCAUAGAGUCAAGAGCUCGACACUUGGGCUGAGUAUCGAAGAACGUAGUCC